Messenger RNA from Mytilus californianus (California mussel), 1555 nucleotides. RefSeq names its product integrator complex subunit 15-like. Bases 138 to 1292 code for a protein of 384 amino acids. The record is from RefSeq and is a predicted model, not a curated record. NCBI's taxonomy places the organism in Eukaryota, Metazoa, Mollusca, Bivalvia, Mytilida, Mytilidae. The transcript is spliced from 7 exons.
CAAGCAUGUCAUUCACGGGACCAGUUUAAUUGUGCUGGAAAAUUAUAUCUGACUGUAGCCAGUAGAAAUAGUUCUUAACGAAAGGACACAGUAUUACAAGACUGUCAUCGAUGAAUAAAGGAAUGUAACAGCAAAAGAUGACAACCAAAAUUUUACAGAAGUUAAGACCUCUUGACUUUCCAGAAUGCUCCAAGCAGGCUAUCAACUAUCUAGUUUCCUGUAUCUCAUCAGAUGACCAUGGAUCUUUACCUGGGUUAUCAGGGACACCAGAAAAUUUGGCACAGGACGUUGCUAAAGAUUAUAUUUUAUUUACAUCUCAGAACCAAAGAGGCCAUAGAAGAUUAAAUGCCAUUCAAGAAUUACAUAUGUUAGAGAUGUUAUGUACAGCUAUUGAUGAAAUCUCACAGGGAUCCAGAUAUAAAUUAUUUAAUGUUAUAUUUGGUGGUAAACAUGAACCUGUCAAGACAAGUUUACUGACAAAAUUAGUAUCAUUAGCUCUGUCUAUCAGAUGUGGAGCUGUGCUUGACUGUGCUGCCCUCUGGAUGCAGGAGCAAGGUUGUCAUAGUGAUGGAGUGUGUAAACUUGCCCAUAGUUUGGUAGAAGAAUAUUGUAUGUUGUACCCCAGUGUCAGUGAAGCUUUCCAUGGUCUACCCAAAGUGUCUCCAUUGUUUACAUGUAAUUUUAUAUCAGCAGCCGUCACCAUAUUUUACUUCAAUGAUAAUCACAACAUCCCACCAUUGGGACUAUUAGAUGCCAUAACAGAUUGGAUCUCAUCAGAUUCUUGUUUGUGUUUUGAAUCAGUCAGACUUGUCAGAAUCCAGUCAAGUUUCUCUUGUCCAGUUUUUGGUUUAUUCCGCUGGUGCAUUCUGGGACACUUAGUGACUGCUUGUAACCAUGACAAAAAAGUUGACAUGGAAACAUCAACAAAGACAUUUGCCUUACUCUCUAAACUUCAUUUGUGUAUUCUGCAGAAUUUACAGUCUUACAAAAGCAUGGAACUGAAUCAGAUUUUGUUUCAUUUACAAGACUUUAUUAGCAUUGCCACUGCUGUGAGACAAUGUUGCCAGAACUGGAAAAUAAGUGAAGAGAACUUUUACAUGUUAAUAGAAAGAAUUGGUCAAGUUUUACAGGUUGCCAUAGUAACAGAAAGUUUAAAAAUAGAUCAAGUGACGGGAACAGAAGGUUUAAAAGAAUUAUGCAGCAUACUUCCACCAAAUAGACUACUCAAAAUAAUAUACAACCACCAUUCACAGAGAGGAAAUCAACAUUUUCAACCUAUGGACACAUCAUGAACAAUACAAACAUACAUUUAUACUUUGGUGCUUUUAUCUUGUGAAGAACGAAUAGAAUUGAAAGUAAAACAAUGUUUAUGUAUGAUCAGACUGAUUUUUGUCAAAAAAAUUGAGGUAUUGAUGACUUGUCAAGAUUGGAUUAUAGAUCUUGUGAUUCAAUUGUCAAAAUAAGUAAAGAAAAUUUCUUUGUUUUAUCUGAAAAUAUCAGUGAAUAUUCAAAAGUGCAUAAUAAACAAAUAAAUAAAAGAUGCUACAACAUUAAA